Propithecus coquereli (Coquerel's sifaka) is the source of this 1230-nucleotide messenger RNA. RefSeq names its product C-type lectin domain family 11, member A (gene CLEC11A). NCBI's taxonomy places the organism in Eukaryota, Metazoa, Chordata, Mammalia, Primates, Indriidae. The transcript is spliced from 4 exons. The coding region runs from base 159 to 1139 and encodes 326 amino acids. The record is from RefSeq and is a predicted model, not a curated record.
GACUGACGGGGACAAGAGUGGGGAGGAGAGAGGGACAGGAAGAGAGAAACUGAGAGAGCAGGGGACCAGGGGGCCAGUGAUCUGCACACAGGGCAGGGGGUGCUUGCCAGUCCCCAGAGACCACCUCCCACCCCAGACAUCGAGACAUCUGCGACCCGAUGCACGCAGCCUGGCUUUUCGGGGCCUUGGUGAUCCCCCAGCUCUUGGGCUUUGGCCAUGGGGCUCGGGGAGCUGAGCGGGAGUGGGAGGGAGGCUGGGGAGGCGCCCAGGAGGAGGAGCGGGAGAGGGAGGCCCUGAUGUUGAAGCAUUUGCAGGAAGCCCUGGGGCUGCCAGCUGGGAGGGGGGAUGAGAAUCCAGAGAAUCCAGUCGGGACCGAGGAAGGCAAAGGGACCUGGGAGAUUGAGGAGGACCAGGAGGAGGAAGAGGAGGAGGAAGCAACGGCAACCCCCUCCUUCAGCCCCAGUCCCUCUCCCACCCCUGAGGACACCGUCACUUACAUCCUGGGCCGCCUGGCCGGCCUGGACGCAGGCCUGCACCAGCUGCACGUCCGUCUGCACGCGCUGGACACUCGCGUGGUCGAGCUGACCCGGGGGCUGCGGCAGCUGCGGGAGGCGGCGGGCGACACCCGCGACGCUGUGCAAGCCCUGCAGGAGGCGCAGCGCCGCGCCGAGCGCGAGCACGGCCGCUUGGAGGGCUGCCUGAAGGGGCUGCGCCUUGGCCACAAGUGCUUCCUGCUAUCGCGCGACUUCGAGGCGCAGACAACGGCGCAGGCGCGGUGCGUGGCGCGGGGCGGGAGCCUGGCGCAGCCCGCCGACCGCCAGCAGAUGGAGGCGCUUACUCGCUACCUGCGCGGGGCGCUCGCUCCCUACAACUGGCCGGUUUGGCUGGGCGUGCACGACCGGCGCGCUGAAGGCCUCUACCUCUUCGAAAACGGCCAGCGCGUGUCCUUCUUCGCCUGGCACCGCGCGCCCCGCCCCGAGCCGGGCACCCGGCCCAGCGCUGCGCCGCACCCGCUCAGCCCCGACCAGCCCAACGGCGGCGCGCUCGAGAACUGUGUGGCGCAGGCUUCUGAUGACGGGUCCUGGUGGGACCACGACUGCGAGCGGCGUCUCUACUACGUCUGCGAGUUCCCCUUCUAGCCGGGCCGGUUCCCUGGCUCUGCCACCACACCCGGCCUUUGCCUGCGCCGUGCAUCCUCCACCCUCCGAGAACGCCCUUCCUUCCCUGUCC